Molecule: messenger RNA, 651 nt
Organism: Meloidogyne enterolobii
Lineage: Eukaryota; Metazoa; Nematoda; Chromadorea; Rhabditida; Meloidogynidae
Source: the annotation of a GenBank genome assembly
GGCUUUAGGAGACGUGAGAACUCUCUGUGGGAGAGAUUUGGACUUAUUUUUAUUACCAAAAAAUAAACCAAAAAAUUUCUUAUUAAGAUAAUUUCCGCUCAGACAAUAAUAAGCUUUACGGAGAACAUGGAUGCUGUUAUGUUUGUUUUAACCCUGUUUUCAUCGUUUUUACAACUUUAUGUAAUGUUUGCAGCCCUAAAACAUAUCAAAAGGAAAACUAGUGAUAAGUGUUUGCAUAUAUCAGCUUUAAUGCACAUUUUGUGUUGGAUCGGCUUGAUAGUUUCGUCAUUAUCUCUAGUCUUUUUGAAUUUGGACAAGUUGAUCUUCUUCCGGUUUCCUUUGAGAUAUUCCACUUGUUUCACUCGAGCACGUGCAAUCUAUUUAGCUUUGGGUUGUUGGUUUUUAAGCACAGCUUUUGUGCUAUUCGCUUGGUCAACAGAAUCAUUCCAUUGUGUAGACGAGGAUUGCGUAACGUUAGCAAUAUUUCCAAAUCGUCUCUAUAUUUAUUUACCUUUUAUGAUUUGUGUGGGGGUAAUCCCAACAAUUACAUCUUUAAGCGUUGCGAUUUAUAUUAUGAAGGUAGUCAGUGAACAUAGAAGGCAAAUUAAAUCACAGGGUAAGAGAAAAUACAAAAAUCAGAAUUUUUAUUGA